CCUGAACUAGGAACCAAUUGUUCUAGAAGCUGAACAUUUCUCACUGGUAUAACGGUGGACUGGAGAUUCUAGCAUUUGACGUUACUCAACUGGUGCUUUGUGGGCUACGCUAGUAGCUUUGUGAGUAAAUAGGAACCGGAAGUACUAUUAGACCGGAAACAGGUAUUGGCAUGCCGGAAAUCGUGGACGUGGCGAAGAUCGUGGCCGGACACAUCGCUGAGGUGGCCGACUCCGAGGCCAAGCGGAAGUACCUCACCAAAAAACCUCAGCUCGACUUCCAGUUCCUCCACGUGGAGUCUGGAGAAACCAAGUACACCCGGCGCGACAUGGCCCCGGUAGAGACGACCAACAUCCUGUACACCUCCUGCUAUUCCAACAACACCCCCAAUGAGCAGAAACACGUGCUGAAAUCACUGAGGAAAACACGCUCAGUCUUCGAGGUCAGCUUCUCUCGUGGUCUCAAGCUGGGCAAUGAGUUCAGCAUAGACAUCAACCCACCCAGCACCAAGGGCGGGCUACAUGCAGGCUUUAAGAAGGAGGAGGAGGAGGCGCAAGGUAACAAGGUGCUGAACAUGCAAGAGCUCAAGUGGGUCAUCGACAACGUCAUUAUGGUCCCGGCAAAUCACUGGGUCAAGGUCGAGGUUAUCGUCAAGGAGGAAAACUACAAUGGAGAGUUCGAGAAGCUGUUGACAUUUGACGGAGAUAUAGUCGUCCACCUCUUGAAGAAAGAGAAGGACAUUGUGGAGCGGUUCCAGUCCCUGAUCUACAACGCUAUGCGGGGGACCCGGGUCAAGCGGGUCAGCACGGGCUGCGAGAAGCUGACCUUCCCCGUCCACACCAUCAUGACCCCGGCCCGGGGGUUCGUGCUGGACAACAACGGUAAGCCGACCUACAUGGUCAAAGGUCACUGCGAGUGCAGGUUCGGCGUGGAGCAGGAGGUCAUCAUCACAGAGUACCCGGGCAUCAAGCCGGACUACCGGAUCAACCCGUCCUGGUGACCGGCAGCCGGUUGUUAUAUCACGGCCCGGCGACCGGCUGGUGGCUGUGGCGUGACGGUUUAACCAGGCGACCGGCAGCCGGUUGUGAUAUCACGGUCCGGCGACCGGCAGCCGGCUGUGGCGUGACGGUUUAACCAGGCGACCGGCCAGCAAUAAACAAGUUUGAUCAAGAACUGCAUUAUUCCACAUUCAAUAUGUGUUCAAUGUUACGUUCAUGUGCUUUUAAUGUUUUCAGCUAUAAUAUAGUCCGUAAAGAAAUAAAUCUUUUUGUGUGCUAAUAA
Messenger RNA from Physella acuta, 1279 nucleotides. RefSeq lists its product as uncharacterized. NCBI's taxonomy places the organism in Eukaryota, Metazoa, Mollusca, Gastropoda, Physidae. The record is from RefSeq and is a predicted model, not a curated record.